GAUAUAUAUUAACCCAAUUAUUACCACAAUAUCGGUUUUGUUGAAAUGAUCUAUGUCUGCUUGCUCUGAGCAAGCAGCAAAUAAUUUAACGGUUUAUUGCGUCUGUUAUUCUUUGUCACUUAACUGACAUAAGCGAAAAAUUCCGAGAUGACCGACAAAGCUCUGUUCAGAGAUGGCAAGCGAAAAAUCGAUUAUGUCUUUAUUUAUUCAACAAAAAUUAUCGGAACAGAAGGUGAAAAUAAAGUGACAAAAUAUAUUAAUAAUAUCGAGAAAAAUGGUUUACAAACUGAAAGGGAACAAGGGGCGGUCUUGAAGGAAUACACGUGCGUGAAGAUACACGCCCCCGAAAAAGUAUUGAAAGAAUUUGCGGAAGUAUUCAAGAUAGAUUUAACUAAAGAUAACCCGUAUUACAAAAAUCAAAAAGCGCAUUUCAAAUUCGUUUCUAAUAUAUUGACCACACCCAAUGAAAACCAUUUUGUGUUUAAAAGAGCACCAGAGACACUCUCUGGCAAGAAACCAGAAACGUAUACAGACGCUGAAAGAAUAUACAUCGUUUACAGAAUACUCUCUGCUGUACAAUUUGGCCCGUCUCCAGACGACAAAGGCUUUCAGUUGCUCAUUCAAGAAAAUUUCAUAAUAGAUGCAUAUCCUUUGCACGAUUCCUCAUAUGAGUGGACUGAAGAAGGACCUCUGUCAGACAGACAACUUUUAGCGAGGUACUGGGCUAAUCUUAGAUGUUUUUAUUGUUAUCAACCUCUGAAUCUUAUCGAGAGGUACUAUGGAGCUGAAGUUGGAUUUUAUUUUGCCUGGAUAGGAUUCUACACCCAGACUCUCAUAGUUGCAUCGUUCACAAGUCUGGUGUGUUUCAUAAUUGGAUUGAUUUUGUAUGAAUACGAUACUAAUUACAUAAAAGAUGAAGUUUGUAACUCAAAUCAACUUAUAUGUCCUGUAUGUCCUUCAGAGGAGUGGUGCAGUUUCAAUUCAAUUAAAUUUCAUUGCACCAUGAUGAAAAUAGCAUAUGUUCUCGAAAAUCCAGUAACACUAGUAUAUUCGAUCUUCAUGUCAUUCUGGGGUAUAAUAUUCAUGGUCUUGUGGAAACGGAAAGAGGCAAUGUUGAGGAUGAGAUGGAAUGUCAGCGAAGUUCCCAGAGAAAGAAGCGUGAGAGCUGCUUUCAUCCAAGCAGCAAAAAUUCAAAGAGUAUCAUCAAUAACAGGAGAAACUGAGUAUUAUUUUAGUUUUGCCCAAAAAACUAUUUCUCACAUAGUAUCGGUUUUUGUAUUUUUGAUUAUGUUUCUAGCAUAUACCUUGGGAGUCGUUAUCAUUAUGCAGUACCGAUUGAAUGUUCUGUAUUAUGGAAACAGAAGCACAAAUAGCAUGUACAGAGAAAAUUUAGAAUUAUUUGAGUCGGUGACGUCAUCUUUUCUGACCUAUUUGAUUAUGACCUUUUUCAAUUCUAUUAGGAAUACAUUAAGCCGAAAAUUGACAGAGUGGGAAAAUCCGAGGACCCAAAAUGAAUUGGAGGCACGCUAUUUCAUGAAGGUUAUAAUAUUAACAUUUGGAAAUAUAUUCUUUCCCAUCAUAUACCUCGCAUAUUUCAAAGGAAAAUUCUUUUCACAUCCGGGCGAUAUAACUCAGUGGACACUUUUAGGACUUUUCAAAGUAGAUGUCUGUCCUUUGAGUGGUUGUUUAGUGAAUUUAAGCAUGCAGCUAUUCACAAUCAUGGGAAUCAAUAACUUACAGAGGCUCUUUUGGGAAAUAUUGAUUCCGUUAGUUCUCCAAUACGCUUUCAUGACGUUUUUCGUAGUAGCUCUCCCAAUUGCUCCAAUUUUGGCAUUUCUGAAUAAUAUUCUGGAAAUCAGAUUUGAUGGAAUGAAACUCUUGAAGAAGUCGAGGAGAAUUAUUCCUAAAUACAACAGUGGAAUAGAAACAUGGAACACAGUUAUGCUAGUAAUAACUAUUUUGGGCUGCAUUUCAAAUGUAUGCUUUAUUUUAGAAUUCUCCGUGAAGGAUUUUCCAAGAAAUAUGGCUAAAAGUAAUCGAGAAAUUGUUGAUACUUGCCAUUAUCAGGGUCACAGAUAUCCUCCAACGCAUCCCCAGAAAUAUGAACUAACCCUUGACUUCUGGCAUCAAAUUGCUAUCCAAUCAGUUGUUUUUAUAGUGUUGGAGAAUGUUUGUUUACUGUUUUCUUUAUUGUUGAAGAAUGUGAUUCCACCGUUACCACGAAAAGUGGAAAUAAAAAUGCAGUAUGAACAAGAACUAUUGAGAAAAUCAAGACUGAAAAAUAAGUUGGUUGAAUGAAUUUUAUCCCAAAUUAAUGGUUUUUGAUCUAUAUCAUGUUCCUAUCACCAUUUUUACUGUUUUGUAUGAAAACUAUCUGCAAAUGAAAUAAAUAUACAUCAGUA
Molecule: messenger RNA, 2402 nt
Organism: Leptinotarsa decemlineata (Colorado potato beetle)
Lineage: Eukaryota; Metazoa; Arthropoda; Insecta; Coleoptera; Chrysomelidae
Product: anoctamin-6
Biological process (GO): chloride transmembrane transport
Cellular component (GO): plasma membrane
Molecular function (GO): chloride channel activity; protein dimerization activity
Source: RefSeq, a predicted model, not a curated record